UCUUGUGUACGCCUCCUCGUCUUCCUAUAUCUAUAUAUGUAUGUAUACCCCACACAUAUUGUCUCACAGGGACUCUCAUCACAGUUCCAUUUUCCUCUGACACAAUACUCAUUUAGUGGGAGAAGUUCACCUAAAAAAAUCGGAGAUAAUGUCGGGUAGAGGAGCAGGAGGUAGAGGGCGUGGUGGGAGGGGCCAGCCGCCGCCGACGCACCAGUCCGGCGGUCGCGGACAGCAUAUCUCACGCGGCGGCGGAGGCGGAGGCCGUGGUGGUGGUCGCGGCCCCCAUGUUCAGCCCGGGCCAUCGAUGCCGGCUUCUGCGUCCCCUCAAGUUCAGCCUGCGCCAUCGCGGCCGGCGCCGGCUGCUCCACACGUUCGGCCUGCGUCAUCGCUGUCGGGGUCGGCUUCCCCUUACGAGCCGACUCCGGCGUCGCCGGCCGCCACACUUAGCGCCGAGGUGGCUCAGAAACUCACGGUUUCAGCGACUCCGACGCCAGUAUCUUCAAAAUCCUUGAGGCCUCCAGCGAGACCUGGCAUAGGAAGGCUUGGAAAGAGCGUGAUAGUGAAGGCCAAUCACUUUCUGGUGUCUGUUGCAGAUCGCGAUCUAACCCAUUACGAUGUCUCUAUAUCUCCAGAGGUUUCCUCAAAACCAGUCUGCAGGAAGAUUAUGAAUGAACUUGUUAACUCGUUCAAGUUGUCGCACUUGGGCAAGAAAACGCUUGCAUAUGACGGUAGAAAAAGCUGCUAUGCUGCUGGGGAAUUACCUUUUACUUCGAAGGACUUCGUAGUAAAACUUGUGGAUAAUGAUGGUGGACCUAGGAGGGAGCGAGAAUUCAAAGUGUCCCUCAAGUUGGCUUCUAAAGCUGACUUGCAUCACCUGCACCAAUUUAUUCAGGGUAGACAACUUGAUGUGCCACAGGAAACUCUUCAGUUUCUUGAUGUCGUUCUUAGGCAGCACCCCUCGAACAGUUGUGAAGUUGUUGGAAGAUCCUUCUUUUCUCGCAACCCGGAGGAACAUGGGGAGCUAGGUAACGGUAUCAAUUACUGGAAAGGGUUCUACCAAAGUCUUCGUCCAACCCAAAUGGGCCUUUCUUUGAAUAUUGAUAUGUCGGCACGUGCUUUUUAUGAGAGCAUUUUGGUUUCUGAAUUUGUCUGCAAGUACUUGAGCAGAGAUCUGACUAGGCCUCUCUCUGACCAAGAUCGACUUAAGGUUAAAAGGGCUCUCAAAGGUGUUCGGGUUGAAAUGAACCAUCAAGGUUCUAUCAAACGACAUAAGAUUUCUGGCUUGUCGACGGAACCGACUAGACAGUUGAUGUUUCACUUGGAAGAGGCAGGCACCGAUGUAUCUGUUGCUGAUUACUACCGUCAGAAGUAUAAUAUUGUUCUAAAGUAUCCCUUUUUACCGGCUCUUCAGGCCGGCACUGGCCAAAGGUCUAUCUAUUUGCCCAUGGAGCUCUGCAAAAUUGUUGAUGGCCAGAGGUAUUCCAAAAAAUUAAAUGAGAGACAAGUUACGGCCUUACUCAGAGCCACCUGUCAACGACCAAAUGAAAGGGAGAAAAGCAUAAACAAAGUGGUUGUUGGCUCAAACAAUUACAAUAGUCAAGAUCUUGUCACAGAGUUUGGUAUAAACGUUGAUACUUCCUUCACAACCAUUGAGGCACGCGUUUUGCCUCCUCCCAUGCUUAAAUACCAUGAAACUGGACGCGAGAGUCGCAUUGAGCCGAGAGUGGGACAGUGGAAUAUGAUUGAUAAGAAAAUGAUAAAUGGUGCAAAGGUUGAUUUUUGGACUUGCAUAAGCUUCGCACGUUCUAAUGUUGAUGCCGGAAGAUUUUGCCAUGAGUUGAUCAAUAUGUGUACCAGUAAAGGGAUGGCCUUUAACUCAAAUCCUUUAGUUCCAAUCCGCCAAGGACAUUCUGGCCAGAUCGAACGAUCCCUUUCUGAUCUUCAUAACGACUCUAAUUCUCGACUAGCAAGCAUGGGUGCAACUGGGAGACAACUUCAGCUGCUCAUUAUAAUCCUUCCCGAUGUCAGUGGCUCCUAUGGUAAGAUAAAGCGCGUUUGUGAAACUGAGCUUGGGAUUGUGUCCCAAUGUUGCCAGCCGAGACAGGCAUCAAAAUGCAACAAGCAAUACUUGGAGAAUGUUUCUUUGAAAAUCAAUGUGAAGGUUGGAGGCCGAAACACUGUCCUGGAAGAGGCAUUAAACAGAAGAAUGCCUAUAAUUAGCGAGCGGCCGACAAUUAUUUUCGGUGCUGAUGUAACCCAUCCUCAGCCUGGGGAAGAUUCUAGUCCUUCUAUUGCUGCAGUUGUGGCCUCAAUGGAUUGGCCAGAAAUCACCAAGUACAGGGGAAUUGUUUCUGCACAGCCCCACCGUGAAGAAAUUAUUCACGAUCUCUAUAGUGAGAAACAGGAUCCUGUGAAGGGUCUUGUUCGUGGGGGAAUGAUUCGGGAACACUUGGUUGCCUUCUACAAGUCGACAGGGCAAAAGCCUCACCGCAUCAUAUUUUACAGGGAUGGUGUAAGUGAAGGCCAGUUUAACCAAGUUCUGCUGUACGAGAUGGAUGCGAUUAGGAAGGCAUGCGCUUCUUUAGAAGAAACUUACAUGCCGAGAGUCACUUUUGUGGUGGUGCAGAAGAGACAUCACACCCGACUUUUUGCUUGUAAUACUAGAGAGACUGACAGGAGUGGUAACAUUUUGCCAGGUAUGCAAAAUCGAGGCACUAGUCGCCCAGCACAUUACCAUGUGUUGUUUGAUGAGAAUGGGUUUAGUGCCGACAUAAUGCAAAUGCUGACCAACCGCCUGUGCUACACGUAUGCAAGGUGCACUCGCUCGGUUUCCAUAGUGCCACCGGCAUACUAUGCCCAUCUGGCAGCAUUCAGAGCACGCUACUAUAUUGAGGGCAAUGAGCUAUCUGACAGUGGGUCGACCUCUGCUGGUGGUGGGGCCACCCGUGGCAGGACUGCCGAGGUUCGGCCUUUGCCUGUCAUCAAAGAUAAUGUGAAGGAUGUCAUUUUGUUGUCAAAG
This is a messenger RNA of Striga asiatica, 3019 nucleotides long. The record is from the annotation of a GenBank genome assembly. NCBI's taxonomy places the organism in Eukaryota, Viridiplantae, Streptophyta, Magnoliopsida, Lamiales, Orobanchaceae.